Budorcas taxicolor (takin) is the source of this 1712-nucleotide messenger RNA. It is a transcript of the gene ETV6, whose product is annotated as ETS variant transcription factor 6. Gene Ontology annotation, molecular function: DNA-binding transcription factor activity, RNA polymerase II-specific; sequence-specific DNA binding. NCBI's taxonomy places the organism in Eukaryota, Metazoa, Chordata, Mammalia, Artiodactyla, Bovidae. Gene Ontology annotation, biological process: regulation of transcription by RNA polymerase II; cell differentiation. The record is from RefSeq and is a predicted model, not a curated record. Gene Ontology annotation, cellular component: nucleus. The transcript has 8 exons. The coding region runs from base 106 to 1461 and encodes 451 amino acids.
CUUAAAUGACCGCGUCCGGCUGGCCGUGGAGCGUUUCUGGGUUGGGGAGAGGAAAGGAAAGUGGAAAAAAAACUGAGAACUUCCUGAUCUCUCUCGCUGUGAGACAUGUCUGAGACUCCUGCUCAGUGUAGCAUUAAGCAGGAACGAAUUUCGUACACACCCCCCGAGAGCCCGGUGCCCAGUUACGCUUCCUCGACGCUUCAUGUGCCAGUGCCCAGAGCGCUCAGGAUGGAGGAAGACUCGAUCCGCCUGCCUGCGCACCUGCGCUUGCAGCCCAUGUUCUGGAGCAGAGAUGACGUAGCCCAGUGGCUCAAAUGGGCUGAAAAUGAGUUUUCUCUAAGGCCGAUUGACAGCAACACGUUUGAGAUGAACGGCAAGGCUCUCCUACUUCUGACCAAAGAGGACUUUCGCUACCGGUCUCCUCAUUCAGGUGAUGUGCUCUAUGAACUCCUUCAGCAUAUUCUGAAGCAGAGGAAACCUCGGAUUCUUUUCUCACCGUUCUUCCACCCCGGAAACUCGAUACACACACAGCAGGAAGUCAUCCUUCACCAGAACCAUGAAGAAGAUAACGGUGUCCAGAGGACCUCAAGGCCGUCGGCCGAGAACGUACACCAGAACCCUCCCACCAUUGAACUGUUGCACCGUUCCAGGUCGCCCAUCACAACGAACCACCGGCCUUCUCCCGACCCCGAGCAGCGGCCCCUACGGUCCCCCCUGGACAACAUGAUCCGCCGCCUCUCCCCAGCCGAGAGGGCCCAGGGACCGAGGCUCCACCAGGAGAACAACCACCAGGAGCCCUACCCGCUGUCAGUGUCUCCCAUGGAGAACAACCACUGCCCACCGUCAUCCGAGCCCCACCCGAGGCCCUCCAGCCCCCGGCAGGAGGGCACGCGGGUCAUCCAGCUGAUGCCCAGCCCGAUCAUGCACCCUCUGAUCCUGAACCCCCGACACUCCGUGGAUUUCAAGCAGCCGCGGCUCUCCGAGGACGGGCUGCACCGGGAAGGGAAGCCCAUCAACCUCUCGCAUCGGGAGGACCUGGCCUACAUGAACCACAUCAUGGUCUCCGUCUCACCGCCCGAGGAGCACGCUGUGCCCAUCGGGAGGAUAGCAGACUGUAGACUGCUUUGGGAUUACGUCUAUCAGUUGCUUUCUGACAGCCGGUACGAAAACUUCAUCCGAUGGGAGGACAAAGAAUCCAAAAUAUUCCGGAUAGUGGAUCCCAAUGGACUGGCUCGACUGUGGGGAAACCAUAAGAACAGAACAAACAUGACCUAUGAGAAAAUGUCCAGAGCCCUGCGCCACUACUACAAACUAAACAUUAUCAGGAAGGAGCCGGGACAAAGGCUUUUGUUCAGGUUUAUGAAGACCCCAGAUGAAAUCAUGAGUGGCCGAACAGACCGUCUGGAGCACCUUGAGUCCCAGGAGCUGGAUGAACAAAUAUACCAAGAAGACGAGUGUUGAAGGAAGUGGUUCCCAGCUUAGUGGGCCAGCAGCCAAGGGCACCCUCCUCCCCAGGAUGGAUGGGGCAAGAUGAAGCAGAAAAGAAGAGACAUGGAUGUGGCAGUAACACUCCUCUCGCCCAGCGCGAGGGACCCCGCGGAGCACCUUAGACAAACCACUCAGCAACGGCGGCGCUGGAAUUCUGGCCGAGGGCACCAGCCUGGGACUCGCGUUCGUGGUUCCUUCUCGAUCGGAAUCUCUUGUCUGUGAUU